Eupeodes corollae is the source of this 759-nucleotide messenger RNA. It is a transcript of the gene Arl2, whose product is annotated as ADP-ribosylation factor-like protein 2. Lineage: Eukaryota; Metazoa; Arthropoda; Insecta; Diptera; Syrphidae. The coding region runs from base 130 to 684 and encodes 184 amino acids. The transcript has 3 exons. Gene Ontology annotation, biological process: protein folding. Gene Ontology annotation, cellular component: cytoplasm; microtubule cytoskeleton. Gene Ontology annotation, molecular function: GTPase activity; GTP binding. The record is from RefSeq and is a predicted model, not a curated record.
CACGGUCACUCCUCCAUCAAAAAACAACAAAAUCGUAAACAAAGCAUGUCAGUUCGUCAAUUUUCGCCCGGCAUAUGAUUUGUUUUUCCACAUUUUAAUUAAUUUAUCCAAAAGUCACAAAUAAUCAAAAUGGGUUUCCUAACUGUUCUCAAAAAAAUGCGUCAAAAGGAAAAAGAAAUGCGCAUCCUUUUGCUUGGAUUGGAUAAUGCUGGAAAAACAACAAUUCUCAAGCGUUUCAAUGGCGAACCAAUCGAUACCAUUUCCCCAACUCUGGGUUUCAACAUCAAGAGCUUAGAACACAAUGGUUACACCUUGAAUAUGUGGGAUGUGGGUGGUCAGAAGUCCCUGCGGUCUUAUUGGAGGAACUACUUCGAAUGUACCGAUGGAUUAGUGUGGGUUGUCGAUAGUGCCGAUCGAAUGCGUCUCCAAACUUGCAAAUCAGAGCUAGAAGUUCUGUUGCAGGAGGAAAGACUUGCAGGUGCUACUCUACUCGUCUUGGCCAACAAACAGGAUCUCCCAGGAGCACUAUCGUCACAGGAAAUAAAAGAAAUUCUGGAGUUGGAAAACAUCACAACCCAUCAUUGGCUUGUGCUGGGAGUCAGCGCUGUGACCGGGGAGAAACUCCUCACUGCAGUCGAUUGGCUCAUUGCUGACAUCGCUAAAAGAAUCUUCACUUUAGAUUAGAAUAAAUAAAGAAUAGAUUGGAUAGGAAACUCUUGAAAUAUAAACAUUAAAAACCCGUUUUAAAAACAAACAAAA